Messenger RNA from Phalacrocorax carbo (great cormorant), 5950 nucleotides. The record is from RefSeq and is a predicted model, not a curated record. NCBI's taxonomy places the organism in Eukaryota, Metazoa, Chordata, Aves, Suliformes, Phalacrocoracidae.
GAUGCUCGACCCAGGGCGCAGCGGGCUCCGCAUGCGGUGGCAGGUGCCCCCCGAAGCUCCGUGCCUGCACCGAGUCCACACCCCAACAGGGGGCCGAGUCCAAACGGGUGUCAAAAAAAAAAAAAAAAAAAAAAAAAAAGGAAGAGACCUGGCUGCCUUGUGCCUUCUCAGCAUCUCUUGUCUCUGCACGUUGCGCCUUUUUCUUACCAUUUCUAAGCUCGUGCAUUUAAGUUCUGUCCUAAUUUUUUAAGGAAAGGAAAAGCAAAGUGUGGAAGUGCUGCCUAGGCUCAUUCCCUCCGCUUCUCUGUUCCGAACCUUGGCCGCGGCUCGGUCCCGCAUAGCCUCCUGUUACCGUCCAGGCCGGCCCGACCCCGCGGCACCGGGCGAGCCGGGGGCGGCAGACGGGCAGGGCCCCACCCCGCGCCGAGGGGCGCCCCGGGGACCGGCCCAGCCUCAGCCCCGGCUCGGCGCGGAGCCACGGUGGCAGCCUCCGCCGCGCCUCGGGAAGGAGCAUCGCGACAGCCACCGAGACCAAACCUCGGCUCGAAGCGCACCGGUAGAGCCCCCCAUCCCCCGCGGAGGCGGGCUCGCAGAGCCCCUGCUGCGAUUGCAUGGAGCGGUUUGGGUCUCUCCCAGCUGCAGGGAGACGUAACAGCAAACUUUCUUUGGAGUCGGCCGCUGCUCGUGGGCGCGUUUGCCUUUGAGCGGUCCCGUGCGGUCCACGUUCUUGGCUCACCUACGAGCCCAACUCCAUCUCUAGCCAGCAUGAGGCUCCCCGAGGGAAUAAGGAGAUGCCGCACUAAGCAGCCGGGGAAGAACCUGCCUCUCAUCUGUUGCACCGGAGCCCGGCGGCAAGCGCGGUCCCCCCGGCUGGAGGAGACGGACACCCACUAACUCGUGGGCGUGUAUCGCAGAGUUCACGUGUGGCAAACGCGAAGAAAAUAAAAGUAAAAAUGGGGAAAAGUGGCUGAGACGGACGAGAGCCAGUGAAAUAAACCAAACACCUUUAAAAGGGAUUUAAUUUACAGACGGGAUUGGAAAGGGUAUUACUUCCACGGGAAAAUGUGAUCUGUUAAAACUGUUGAAGCAAGAUGCCGGCUGUCAACGCGUGCACCUAAACCAAAGACAAAGUAUUAGAAUGGCAUAAAAUAUGGCCCAGUUCUACUACAAAAGAAGUGUCAAUGCUCCCUACAGAGACCGUAUCCCUCUUCGUAUUGUACGGGCAGAAUCUGAACUGUCUCAUUCAGAGAAAGCCUAUCUGAACGCCGUGGAGAAAGGAGAUUAUGCCAGUGUAAAGAAAGCUUUGGAGGAAGCAGAAAUUUAUUUCAAGAUCAAUAUUAAUUGCAUUGAUCCCCUGGGAAGAACUGCACUCCUUAUUGCAAUUGAAAAUGAGAACCUUGAGCUCAUUGAGCUGCUCUUAAGUUUUAAUGUAUAUGUGGGAGAUGCUCUCUUGCAUGCCAUACGAAAGGAGGUAGUUGGAGCCGUGGAGCUGCUGUUAAACCACAAGAAGCCCAGUGGGGAGAAACAGGUGCCACCAGUGCUUCUGGACAAGCAGUUUUCAGAAUUUACACCGGAUAUCACACCCAUUAUUCUGGCUGCCCACACCAACAAUUAUGAAAUCAUAAAGCUCCUUGUGCAGAAAGGGGUCUCGGUGCCCAGGCCACACGAGGUUCGCUGUAACUGCGUCGAAUGUGUCUCGAGUUCAGAUGUGGACAGCCUCCGCCACUCUCGAUCCAGACUCAAUAUCUACAAGGCUCUGGCAAGUCCAUCUUUGAUUGCUUUGUCCAGUGAGGAUCCUUUCCUUACCGCUUUUCAACUAAGCUGGGAGCUGCAGGAACUGAGUAAAGUCGAAAAUGAAUUUAAGUCAGAGUAUGAGGAACUGUCACGGCAAUGCAAGCAAUUUGCAAAAGAUCUCCUGGAUCAGACACGGAGUUCCAGGGAAUUGGAAAUUAUUCUUAAUUACAGAGAUGAUAAUAGCUUGAUAGAAGAACAAAGUGGUAAUGAUCUUGCAAGAUUGAAACUGGCAAUUAAGUACCGUCAGAAAGAGUUUGUUGCUCAGCCCAACUGCCAGCAGCUGCUCGCAUCCCGCUGGUACGAUGAGUUCCCUGGAUGGAGGAGGCGACACUGGGCUGUGAAGAUGUUGACAUGUGUUGUGAUAGGACUCCUUUUCCCAGUCUUCUCUGUGUGCUACCUGAUAGCUCCCAAAAGCCCAUUAGGGCUGUUCAUCAGAAAGCCAUUUAUCAAAUUUAUCUGCCAUACUGCAUCCUACUUGACUUUUCUGUUCCUGCUGUUGCUUGCCUCUCAGCACAUUGACAGGUCAGACCUGAGCAUGCAGGGACCGCCACCAACCAUCGUCGAGUGGAUGAUAUUACCGUGGGUCCUGGGUUUUAUCUGGGGUGAAAUUAAACAGAUGUGGGAUGGUGGACUACAGGACUACAUUCAUGAUUGGUGGAACCUCAUGGAUUUUGUAAUGAACUCCUUGUACUUAGCAACCAUCUCUUUGAAAAUUGUUGCAUUUUCAAAGUAUAGUGGGUUAGUUCCACGGGACAGCUGGGACAUGUGGCAUCCAACCCUGGUGGCUGAGGCCCUGUUUGCAAUUGCAAACAUCUUUAGCUCUCUACGCUUGAUCUCGUUAUUCACUGCAAAUUCUCACCUGGGACCUCUGCAGAUAUCUCUAGGAAGAAUGUUGCUGGACAUUUUGAAGUUUCUCUUCAUAUACUGCCUUGUGCUGCUAGCUUUUGCAAAUGGAUUGAACCAGCUGUACUUCUACUAUGAGACAAAUGAGCCCGGCAACUGCAAAGGAAUACGAUGUGAAAAGCAGAAUAAUGCAUUUUCAACAUUAUUUGAAACACUGCAGUCAUUAUUCUGGUCUAUAUUUGGACUCAUCAAUCUCUAUGUGACCAAUGUAAAAGCAAGGCAUGAAUUUACUGAAUUUGUUGGCGCCACCAUGUUUGGUACCUAUAAUGUAAUCUCUCUGGUUGUUCUACUCAACAUGCUAAUAGCCAUGAUGAAUAAUUCUUACCAACUUAUUGCUGAUCAUGCAGACAUUGAGUGGAAGUUUGCUCGAACAAAACUCUGGAUGAGUUACUUUGAAGAAGGAGGAACUCUGCCAACUCCUUUCAAUGUCAUACCAAGCCCAAAGUCUCUCUGGUAUCUGAUCAGAUGGUUAUGGAGACAUCUCUGCAAGAAAAAAAUCAGAAGAAAACCGGAAAGUUUUGGAACAAUAGGGAGGCGUGCAGCUGACAAUCUGAGAAGACAUCAUCAAUACCAGGAAGUUAUGAGAAAUCUGGUUAAGAGAUAUGUUGCAGCAAUGAUAAGAGAUGCCAAAACUGAGGAAGGACUGACAGAAGAAAAUUUUAAGGAGUUAAAACAAGAUAUUUCCAGCUUUCGUUUUGAAGUCCUGGGUUUGUUAAAAGGAAGCAAGCUGUCUAAUUUGCAGACUGCAAAGGUGAACAAAGAUACUGCCUCUCUGUCAGAAACUGAAGAAAAUAGUGAGAGUGAAGGAAACAAGAAAGGAAAGAAAAAGACCUUCAGCCUUUUUGACAUAACAACGAUGAUUCACCCAAGAUCAGCCACUAUGGCCUCUGAAGCACAUAAUGUAAGCAACGGCUCAGCAAUGAUGGUGUCAGAGUCCACUAAGGAGAAACAAAAGCGUGUGAAUUUUGUAACAGACAUAAAAAAUUUUGGGUUAUUUCACAGACGAUCAAAAACAAACUCUGUGGAGCAGAGUACAAAUAAAAUAUACACCGUUUCUGAAGAAGUUUCCCGUCAACAGGCAGAAGAACAAUGUGAGAAAACUGCUGAACUGGAAGAGGGAGAACUGACCAUAAACUGUGAAUUAAACAUCCAAAGUCCUGAUGAAAAAUGCGUGUUAGCUGAGUCACAAAAUAACGGUGACUCUUCAGAUUCACAGGAAGAGGGAAGUAUUUGUGCUUCAGAAAUGGAGAAAAUGGAGUUACAGAACUCAGAACCAGCCACACCGCAGGAUCAGCUGGACAAGGAGUUGGACAUUAGCAUUGACUGUGAUGGGAAACAAGAAACAAUUGAUCAGGGUGAUUAUGUGAUAACAAGGUUGUGAUGCUUACAGGAGGAAGCAUUUACAAAUAUAUAUAUUUUGCAUAGUGCUUUUGGGGGGGAAUGUUUUAAGAAUUAUAUUAGCAAAUGCAGAAUUACACUUUAUAGUACUCAACUGUGGCACAUGAUCUUGUAACAUAGUAGUCAAGAGAAAGAUAAUACGGGGACCUUCUGUUUUGUAGCCUGCUUUAGCUUUCACGAUUUGUUUUACAUUUUUUAAUAAAUGGAAGCAUCUUGUAUUCUUGUACUGUUGCAAUAACCCACAGAAACUUUUUAGCUAUCUUUUUCAAUUACAACAAAUGCAAUUUCUCUCAUAUGAUAGUUGACUCCUAUGAUAAAUAUUUUUCUAUGCAAAUAAAAAGUAGCUUAAGAGACUUGUAAGCCUUUAUUUAACUUUGUAGGUUCUUAAAACAUUCUGGGCACCAUAAUAUUCAGAAGUGGCCCCUGUCAGCAUAAGUCAUGUCAAGCUAUUAGAAUAAUUUAUUUAAAUUGUUAGAAACUUGAUUUGUUUCAAAAGCUAUACAGAAUCAAAAGAUAAAGUAUAUUCUUUUAUUUAUUGAAGGAAUAUGAAUACCUGUAAAUUAUGAAAGAUCAGUCUAUUUGAUUAUUUAAUUACAGCUUCUCCCUCCCAGCAAGAGGAUUAUCACUGUCCUGAUACCAUUGUUAGAAAUGCAUCUGCAGGAUAUGAAGACUGUAAAAAAUACGUUUCUUAUAGUAAAAGAAAUAUCUGUGGCUUGCUAAAAACUGGUGACGGAUUACUCCCUGAUAAUCCUUAAUCACAAUGGCUACUGCAUCUUCAACCAUUUGUUUUUCCAAAUGUGGACAACCUAUGCACUUUAAUAUUCAGCUGCUUAUUAGCUUUUGCCUUCACAAUACACUCAUAUUUGCUAAGGCAAAGAAGCUUCAGGAAUAAACAAACAUACAAUGAUCCCCUGAGCACUUGAAAAAAUAUGGCAAGCUGUUGAGAAGUUUUUAAAGGCAAGCCUUAAGAGAGUUUCUUUGAUAAUUUCAGAGUUUGGGGGAAUCUGAUUGGAGGUUUUAUAAAAAAUACUUAUACAUUUUAAUGUAUAAAGAAAACCUAACAGUAUUUUUCAUAACUAAUGAGUGGCUUACUGUCCUAGUCAAAAACAGUAUUUUUAAAAUUAAACAGUCUGUUUCUUUUUAAUCAGUGACUGGUGUCCUACAUUAUUAAAAACAUAGUUUUACAACGGAUCUAAGAAUAACCACCCUCAAACUCGCAGCACCAUCCUUCUCCUCCCUUGGAAACACAUGAAUAUACCACAUCAGUGUGGUCAUUUCAUUCUUAACUUCCCCAGCCCUGCCAUGGAAGAUUUUGUAGUUCAUAUUAGCCUGUAUUAAGGAACCUCCAGAGGCACAGAGUACACUUACAUUCCAGAUGCAAUCCAUCACAUGUGACUCCCACUUUGUAGGACCUGACCUAAAGCCUUACCAUUCUGGACCUAAACUAUCCUGGUACUGAACUGAGUUUUGAAAAUCCAGGCAAACCCCUCUCAGCUCUAUACUUUUAGGUGGGCUUUCCAGCUCUACUUUACACAUGUGCUACUCUUUCUGAGCUCACAUACUGAAAGCUUCCUUCCUGCACAUCUAUCUGUGCCAUGGCACCUAGGAGACAAUUAUUUGAACCAAAAUGAAAAUAUGUGCAGUAAUUGGAAAAUAAUUUGUAUAGCUUUGCAACAAUGCAUUCGAACCACAUUUGAUUGCUAAAAUAUGGUUGAUUUCCAUCUUGGCCUCUUGACUUCUCUGUGGACUGCCUCUCCUUCACGUCUUUCUCCUUGUCCACCUUUAGAUUGUGAGCUCCUCGGGGCAGGGCCUGUAGCUUUUCUGUUUGGAAAGCACCUGAAUUAUUACAAGCAUA